Messenger RNA from Nezara viridula (southern green stink bug), 222 nucleotides. NCBI's taxonomy places the organism in Eukaryota, Metazoa, Arthropoda, Insecta, Hemiptera, Pentatomidae. The record is from the annotation of a GenBank genome assembly.
AUGGAACCACAAAGCUCCAUUUUUGUGGAGGAGUUAACAGCCGCUAAAAACUAUCAGGACUAUAUAUUGGAACCUGCUGUCAAGCCUAUAAAUGAUAUUCUGUUUGCUGUCAUUGAAGUCAUUGGAUUUUGCAGCAGGAUUCCGCUACAGAUCACAAGGGCAGGUCAACUCAGCAGUGACUGCAAAAGAACAUUUCAGAGUUCAUCUCUCCUUAACCCAUAG